CGCACAACAUGGCUUGACUGUGACACCUCCGCAGGAUGCUCGGCUUUCUGUUCUUGAACCCUUCUCCCUUUGAGCCCUCGUGCAUCAUCGCCCUCUUCUUGCGGACUCCGCUGAAAUGCGCCGUCUACUUUCUCUAUCGCUUUCUCACAGCUCUCCGCAGCCCUCCAAGCCCCUACACUCAUCCCGUACGUGUCGUCUGCCUCUCCGACACGCACACCCUCACGCAGCCUAUCCCUGACGGGGACGUCCUCGUCCACGCUGGAGACCUCGCAAAUGCCGGAGAUUUAUCUGAGCUCCAGGCUCAGAUCGACUGGCUAAACUCCCUGCCGCAUCCUCACAAGGUCGUGAUAGCUGGCAAUCACGACACUUACCUUGACCCACGCUCGAGGCGCACUCUUUCGGACGAGCAACGCCACCGCGAGCUGCGGUGGGGCAACAUUCAUUACUUGCAACACAGCUCCGUCAUCCUGAGAAUUCCCAAUCCCGUGGGGCCUUCAAAAUACCGCUCUCUCAAGGUGCAUGGUGCACCGCAGAUUCCACAAUGCGGCGGACCCGAAUUUGCAUUUCAAUACCCGCGUGGUCGGGAUGCAUGGACCGAGACGAUCCCGAAAGACGUCGAUGUUCUUGUCACUCACACGCCUCCUAGAUACCAUCUGGAUCUGCCUUUGCCCACUGGUCUGGGCGAUGAGUAUCUUAUGCGAGAGGUAUGGCGCGUUCGGCCUCAGCUUCAUGUAUUCGGUCACGUGCAUGUUGCUGCCGGCAGAGAGGUAAACUGGUGGGACGACGGUCAAGCAGCAUAUGAAAGAGCGCUCUCGAGGCCAGUUGGGUGUUUAACAAGAGGAUUGCUAGACAUCGCAAUGUGGAUUGACUUGGCUAUGGUGUUGUUUUGGGGUGUGCGGAAUGUAAUCUGGGACAGAGUUUGGGGUGGCGAAGGAAGAAGUACUAUCUUGGUGAACGCUGGACUGAUGAGGGGGAACUCUGGACGACUUGGAAACAAGGUCCAGGUAGUUGAGAUCUGAGUUAGUGAGUAAGCUGGGUGGUCUUUCCCUUCUUCAGCCAUCCAUCAUACCUAUCAUCGAGAAAGGAGCCAAUUUGCGGAUUUCCUUAUCACAGAUCAGUCGCUUGACCAAGUCUCAAUUAGUUAAAGGCGAGGACUCAAUGCCGCUGCACCAAUGUUAAUGUAGUCGUCCACAUACUGAGCUCAGUGGACUGUAGUCACUGCGCAACCCUCU
Aplosporella prunicola CBS 121167 is the source of this 1232-nucleotide messenger RNA. RefSeq lists its product as uncharacterized. The coding region runs from base 36 to 1019 and encodes 327 amino acids. NCBI's taxonomy places the organism in Eukaryota, Fungi, Ascomycota, Dothideomycetes, Botryosphaeriales, Aplosporellaceae. The record is from RefSeq and is a predicted model, not a curated record. Gene Ontology annotation, molecular function: hydrolase activity. The transcript has a single exon.